This is a messenger RNA of Lactuca saligna, 746 nucleotides long. NCBI's taxonomy places the organism in Eukaryota, Viridiplantae, Streptophyta, Magnoliopsida, Asterales, Asteraceae. The record is from the annotation of a GenBank genome assembly.
UGUAAAUAUGAUUGAAUACGAGGGUAGGGUUUGUAAGAUAAUUGCCAAAAGCUAAUCGUCGUCGUCGCUUCAUGUAUUCUUCGAGUCCGCUGGUCGGCGUCGUGAUCUACAGCAGAAUAACAACUCAAUAGAGAGCAAAAAUGGCAUCAAGGGGAUUAACAGCGGAAGCCUUGACAGCUUACAGAGGGCUGCUGAGAGCGACUCGGAAAUCAUUCGCCGGAGACACCGUGAUGCUCGAGGGGUCGGCGGCCGAGGUGAGGAAGAAAUUUGAGGAGAACCGUCACUUGACCGCCGAACCGGAGAUUCGGAAACUCCUCGACGAGGCACGCGAAGCCUCUGAUUUCAUAUCUAACAUGAUUGUUCAGGCCAAACUCAAUUCCCGAGGCGGCUACGAAGUGAAGCCAAGCAAGGAUCAUGCAGGAGCAACACUCGAAGUCCCUUCUGAAGAAAUUCUUAAAAAUUCUGUCUGAUGAAGAACUAGAAAAGCUAGCGAUUAAUUGUUGAUCUAUUUUCCCUAAUUAUACUGAGAGCUCAUAUAUAUUCUUGAUUAUGUAAUUCAUCAUAAUUAUGAGAUUUUCUCAUCAUAUAAAGUAUAAACUUCUUACCUUCUCUCUACUUUUCCAAUCUGCACUCUUUGGAUUCGAUCCUCAUUUAAUGCUUUAUAUCUGCUUUCUUGUGAAAAGAUCUACUGUAUCGAUUUUGAUGGUGUGCUAAGUGCUAACUUUAUGUUCUUCACUGAUCACAGG